Messenger RNA from Rasamsonia emersonii CBS 393.64, 1608 nucleotides. RefSeq names its product Amino acid permease. The record is from RefSeq and is a predicted model, not a curated record. NCBI's taxonomy places the organism in Eukaryota, Fungi, Ascomycota, Eurotiomycetes, Eurotiales, Trichocomaceae. Gene Ontology annotation, cellular component: membrane. The coding region runs from base 1 to 1608 and encodes 535 amino acids. Gene Ontology annotation, biological process: transmembrane transport. Gene Ontology annotation, molecular function: transmembrane transporter activity. The transcript has 12 exons.
AUGUCGGAUGACGUUAGCGACAGGGACGCUGUCCCCGCGGACAGCGAGGGCAGCAGGCCCCAGACAGAGGCCAGCGAUGACGCGCGCUUGUUGGAAACGAUGGGAUAUAAGCAAGUCCUCCAUCGAUCCUACACGUUACUGGAGAAUUUCUCGACGACGUUCGCGGCGCUGUACUUCGUCGGCGGUGUCCGUGUCACCUUCAGCACCGGUAUCGCCGGUGGCGGCAACUUGGCCUACUGGACGAGCUACCUCGUCACCAUGGUCUUCUCGUUCAUGACGGCUGCCGUCAUCGCCGAGGUCUGCUCGGCUUCUCCGUCUGCGGGCUCCAUCUACCUCUGGGCUGCCGAGGCGGGAGGUCCCCGGUUUGGCCGACUCUUGGGGUUUGUCGUUGCGUGGUGGAGUACGACGGCCUGGACGACGUUUUGUGCGAGCAACACGCAGGCUGCUGUCAACUACAUGCUAUCGGAAAUAACGGUCUUCAAUCUCAGCUUCCCCACUGACCCUGGCAAUGUCAAAUUCCGAGCCGUGCAAUGGGCCUGCACCGAGGUGCUCCUGGCGUUGGCCGCUCUCAUCAACUUUUUACCACCGAAAAAAUUCCGAUGGGUCUUCUACCUGUCGUCUGCCAUGGUCCUGCUUGACUUCUUCCUCAACCUCAUCUGGCUGCCCAUCGCUGCGCACAACACCUGGGGCUUCCGCACCGCCAAGGAGGCCUUCAUGACGACGUACAACGGCACCGGCGCCCCGCCGGGAUGGAACUGGUGUCUGUCGUACCUCGCGACAGCAGGAAUUCUGAUCGGAUUUGACGCCUCGGGACACGUCGCCGAAGAGACCAAAAACGCCUCUGUGACGGCUGCACGGGGCAUCUUCUGGAGUACGGUGGCCAGCGGGGUUGGCGGGUUGGCUGUCAUUAUUCUGUUUCUCUUCUGCGCGCCCGAUCCCGACACGCUCUUCUCGUUUGGCGCUCCCCAGCCGUUUGUGCCACUGUAUGCGGCCGUUCUAGGGCAGGGAGGCCAUAUUUUCAUGAACAUUGUCUGCAUUGUCGCGUUGUGGUUUAACACCGCCAUCGCCAUCGUCGCCGCCUCCCGUCUCGUCUUCGCCGUCGCCCGUGACGGCGUCCUGCCCUUCUCGGGCUGGGUGUCCAAGGUCUCCGACGAAGGCCAGCCGCGCAACGCGGUCAUCGUCGUCUGGGCCGUCGCCGCCCUGGUGACGUGCACCAUCCUGCCAUCCAGCGUGGCCUUCACGUCGCUGAUCUCGGCGGCGGGCGUGCCGUCGGCGGCCGCGUACGGCCUCAUCUGCCUGGGACGCAUCUUCCUCACGCCCAAGACCUUCCCCAAGCCGAGAUGGAGUCUGGGUCGCUGGAGCAAGCCGUUCCAGUUUAUCUGCAUCUUCUGGAACGGAUGGGUUGUGGCGGUGUUGUACUCGCCGUAUGAGUUUCCUGUGACGGGGGAUACAUUCAACUACGCACCCGUCAUCAUGGGCGGUGUCACUAUCCUCGCCCUGCUCUCGUACUGGCUCACUCCCGAAGAGGCCUGGUUGCCGCGGAACCGCAUCUCGCAUUUUAUUGAGAGUAAGGGGGCUGUCGAGGAGGAGGUGGUUACUCCGAAGUAA